This is a messenger RNA of Laccaria bicolor S238N-H82, 513 nucleotides long. RefSeq lists its product as uncharacterized. The transcript is spliced from 2 exons. The coding region runs from base 1 to 513 and encodes 170 amino acids. The record is from RefSeq and is a predicted model, not a curated record. Lineage: Eukaryota; Fungi; Basidiomycota; Agaricomycetes; Agaricales; Hydnangiaceae.
AUGUUCAAGGCGCCAUCUCAAGAACUGAUGGCUGCAUGCCUCGCGGAACAUGUCCUUCGCGUCUUGCAGCAUCUCAGCUGGGCUCUUGAUGCCUAUAUAACCAAGAUACUGGCGGAUGGUAUGCGAGUAACCGCCAACGACAGCAUCCGCGUGUUUGGCAGCAAGCUGUGCUUCAAGUUCUCGGAUCGACGUGAUGUGCACCAGCUUGAGUAUAGGAGACUCCUUCAACGAGAUCCUGCCACCGCGUACGGGGGACUGGUGCUCGUGCAUGAGGCCAAGUGUAUGGCCGAAUUCUCGCAAAAUGACAACUUUCUCAGAAUUGUUGCCGUUGAUGAGGCCGAACAAAGCCGACUUCGUUCUCAAGAGCUCAAGUAUGCUGAGACAGGAGUGACGACGUGCGCUUCCGUUGUCCCACACACCUUCGUAAGGACAGCUCGCAUCGCACCACGACGGCCAGGGCGUCCGACACCUGCUUUGACGGAUAAGGAAGCGCCCUUGUCGAGACAUGCUUGA